GAUCUAAAAGAGAUAAAUGCAUUCCUCUGAGAUUAAAAGAACACAGCUUUUGCAAAACCCAUCCAUGGUUUUCCUAAUACUCCAAACCCUCACCACACUGGUUUCACUUUUUCACCAGAAAUUGAACAUUAGUCAGUAGCUGAAGCAGCCACUCAGAUUCUCAGACAUGCAUCACACACAUAACACCCAAAAUACUUACACAUUCUACAUGUGAUUUAGAGAGAGAAGGUGAAGAUAAGGACGCAAUCUGUUUCAUUAACACCAAACAUAAAAAGGGUUUUUGUUUUUAUUUGAAUCCAAAUUAUAUAAAUCACCCCUCAUCUCCAUUUCCUCAUCAUCAACUCUCAUCAUAUUAUUCUUCACUUACAUUUUUAUUUUUUUUAUAUAUUCAUUGAAAAUGAGCCAUCAAGCCAAAGCUUUGCAUUUGGUGUUUGGAGUUAUUGGAAAUGGUACUGGUUUGUUUUUGUUCCUCUCUCCAUCGAUUACUUUCAAGAGGAUCAUCAAGAACAGAUCAACUGAGCAAUUUUCUGGGAUACCAUAUGUUAUGGCAUUGCUCAACUGUUUGCUUGCUGCUUGGUAUGGGUUGCCUUUCGUAUCACCAAACAACUACAUGGUUACAGCAAUAAAUGGAACAGGAGUAGUGAUUGAGUCAGUGUAUGUCCUAAUAUUUCUUGUGUUUGCGGCCAAGAAGGAGAAGGGAAGAACCCUGGCUCUUCUCUUUGGCAUUCUUGCUAUAUUUUCCACUGUCGCUUUGGUUUCAAUUUUAGCCAUCAAACAGGAGAACAAAAGGCAGUUGUUUUGUGGUCUUGUUGCCUCUGUUUUCUCCAUCAUAAUGUAUGCCUCUCCUCUCUCAAUCAUGAGAUUGGUGAUGAGAACCAAGAGCGUUGAGUACAUGCCAUUUCUGUUAUCACUAUUUGUCUUCCUAUGUGGUACCUCAUGGUUUAUAUAUGGCCUCAUUGGCAAUGACAAAUUUCUCUAUAUUCCUAAUGGAUUUGGGUGUUUUCUGGGAGCAAUGCAAUUGAUUUUAUAUUGCAUCUACCGCAAGAACAAUGAAGAUGUCAAGAAAGCUACAAUUGAUGGGAGUUUAGAAAUGGGGCUUGCAAAUCCUCAGCAACCCAAAAGUAUUCAAUCUUAACUAUUUUAUAACAAGAAAAAAGCCCCAAACUCAUUGGUAGAAAUGAAUGUAAUAGUUUCAUACCAACUUGGGUUAAAAAGUGUGCUGUCUUCACACAACCAUGUGGAUGGGCUUAUUUGUAUCUUGGUUUAAAGUUAAAUAUAUAAUUCCAAUGCUAUGUGACAUAUUUAUAUA
Messenger RNA from Salvia splendens (bonfire salvia), 1309 nucleotides. RefSeq names its product bidirectional sugar transporter SWEET1. The transcript is spliced from 6 exons. The record is from RefSeq and is a predicted model, not a curated record. Gene Ontology annotation, molecular function: sugar transmembrane transporter activity. Gene Ontology annotation, biological process: carbohydrate transport. Bases 398 to 1135 code for a protein of 245 amino acids. Gene Ontology annotation, cellular component: membrane. NCBI's taxonomy places the organism in Eukaryota, Viridiplantae, Streptophyta, Magnoliopsida, Lamiales, Lamiaceae.